Molecule: messenger RNA, 5441 nt
Organism: Hemicordylus capensis (graceful crag lizard)
Lineage: Eukaryota; Metazoa; Chordata; Lepidosauria; Squamata; Cordylidae
Gene: CAMKK2
Product: calcium/calmodulin dependent protein kinase kinase 2
Exons: 17
Coding region: 244-1983 (579 amino acids)
Biological process (GO): protein phosphorylation; CAMKK-AMPK signaling cascade; activation of protein kinase activity
Molecular function (GO): ATP binding; protein kinase activity
Source: RefSeq, a predicted model, not a curated record
CUUCCCAGCGACUCUCGCUUUCUGGACAGGAAAAGCUCCUCGGCGCAGCCAAUCGGCGCGCAGCUGCCAGCAUCUGGGAGCGCAAUGGACACCCUGGCCAGAGGCUGCCGCCGGGGGUGGCAGCAGUAGCAGCAUCUGCUAGCAAGCAAGCAAGCAAGCAAGCAAACAAGCAGCCAGCCAGCCUCGGGCAGCAGGGCUUCAUGGAGCUGACGAGGCCCCUGGGAUGAAGCUGGCCAGCGCACCAUGACAACAUGGGCCUCCAACAGGUCUGCCACUGAGAGGCUUGUUUGCCACAAUGCACCGUGUGGCCAGCGCCGGGAGGUUCCCGACUUUCCACGUUGCCCGUCGGCACUGAAUGCAAGUGGCGUGGUGGGUGCGAUGGAUUCUUUCGUCGUGGUGACGGAGUACGACGCUGGCACCAGCCCUGGCCGGGGGCAGCAGGAAGAGCUGGAGGAGGAGGAGCCCAUGGAGCCCUGCGAGGAAGAGCCGAUGCCGCCGGGUCCCGGAGGCCUUGUUGGAAAGGAUUUGCUAACCGGUGCUCCGGGAAACCCCUUGCGGGAGACGAAGGAGCCCCGGGUCAAACUGAACCUUUCCAGCCGGAAACUCUCUCUGCAGGAAAGGUCUCCGUCGCUCCAGUCCCCUGGCGGCAACGUGGGCAUGAACGGGCGCUACAUCUACCCUUCGCUUCCUUACUCCCCGGUGACCUCUCCGCAUUCCUCGCCUCGGCUGCCCCGGAGGCCGACGAUCGAAUCCCACAGAGUCUCUAUCACGGGCUUGCAGGACUGUGUGCAGCUAAACCAAUAUACGCUGAAAGAUGAAAUUGGGAAGGGCUCUUACGGGGUGGUGAAGCUGGCCUACAAUGAAAACGACAACACCUACUAUGCAAUGAAAGUGCUUUCCAAAAAGAAGCUGAUGAGGCAAGCAGGGUUUCCACGCCGCCCACCCCCUCGUGGUGCCAAACCCCCUCUGGAAGGCUUCUGCCAACCCAAAGGGCCCAUUGAGCAAGUCUACCAAGAGAUCGCCAUCUUGAAAAAACUCGACCACCCAAAUGUCGUGAAAUUGGUGGAGGUACUAGAUGAUCCCAGUGAAGACCAUCUGUACAUGGUGUUUGAACUUGUGAAAAAGGGGCCUGUGAUGGAAGUCCCACACCUGAAACCUCUUACUGAAGACCAGGCUCGCUUUUACUUUCAAGACUUGAUGAAAGGCAUUGAGUACCUGCACUAUCAAAAGAUCAUUCAUCGGGAUAUUAAGCCUUCCAACCUCUUAGUUGGAGAGGACGGCCACAUCAAAAUAGCCGAUUUUGGGGUGAGCAACGAGUUCAAAGGGACAGACGCCCUCUUAACGAACACAGUGGGCACCCCGGCAUUCAUGGCGCCAGAAACCCUCUCGGAAACCAGGAAAAUAUUUUCUGGAAAGGCAUUAGAUGUUUGGGCGAUGGGAAUCACACUCUACUGUUUUGUGUUUGGACAGUGCCCUUUCAUGGAUGAAAGGAUUCUGAGUUUACACAGCAAAAUCAAGAGUCAAAUGCUGGAAUUUCCUGACCAACCAGAUAUUUCUGAUGAACUGAAAGAUCUGAUAACACAGAUGCUGGACAAAAACCCUGAAUCCAGAAUCACCGUCCCGGAAAUUAAGGUGCAUGCCUGGGUCACCAAGAACGGUGUGGAACCUUUGCCGACGGAAGAUGAGAACUGCACCCUCGUCGAGGUGACUGAAGAAGAGGUUGAGAAUUCGGUGAAACACAUCCCGAGCUUGGCCACGGUGAUUCUGGUAAAAUCAAUGAUCAGGAAAAGAUCUUUUGGGAAUCCAUUUGAAGGGAGUAGAAGAGACGAGAGAUCCUUGUCUGCACCGGGAAAUCUGUUGACAAAAAACAAAUUGGGGAAUGUGAAAUAUUGCAUCAGUCAAAGCAGGAAGCAAAGCAGCGAAGACAACCUUAAGAGCAUCAUCGACUUGCCAAAUGUGAGCGAGGAUGAAUUGCUUUCCUGAAACUCAACUUCCUGGCUGGGACAUGCCGGCUGAUCCCAGCUUUCUCGCAAAGCAUGCAUCUGCAGAGGGCAGACGUGACAGCCCAGAACCAGCCUUUUGGAACGCUGGUAACCUUAGAGGUGCCGCAUGUGGAACGUUUCAACAGCAUGCUGUACAAAGCAGACUCCAUCCACUCAUCAAAUAAUCUCCAUCUCUAGAACGUUUCAGACAUCAAAAUAUGGGGACUAGGAGUAGGCUGCUACCAGACGUCAUCUUGGAUGGAGCAAUGUGACCACUCAUCACGAUUUCUGCAAGAUGCGAACGAGCGGUCAAAAAAGAAUUUUUUAAAAGGGAGUUUUGACAAUUGUUUCCAGGCCAAAUAUUUCAGAGACAGCGUUCCUUUUCCUUUUUAAGACUCGAGAAUGAGCAACUCAACAUGAAGCUUUCUGAGAAGUGGAAGAGGGCAAAGUGAAUUUGACAGCCUCAGUCACGUCUUCUCUUCUUUGGGGUGUUUUGAAUAAUUUUUUUGUAUGGACACUUUUUACUGCAUGAAAACAAAACAAAUAUGCCACAUCAGGAUUGUUUUUUUAAAAAAUCUGUGUGUAAUUCUCAGUUUCCUUUAAGAGCAGUUAGGCUUGAUUUCCUGGAGAUCCGUAGCUGAUUUUACUUGAAACCCAUCGUCAUGCCAGUGUGGCUUGUUUGAUUUUGAGUGUUCCAAUCGGGUGGUAUUUAAGUAUACAUUGAAAUCACACUUGGUUGGGUGAAAUUGGUGUUCUGUCCAGCUGAUGGAGUACUACCUAGAAUAUACUGCUAGUAACUAUACUUGAUCUGUGUAUGUACAAAGUUCAGGGGUUUUUUUGAAGAAAGAAAGAAAACCCAUCAUGUAAACCAACACUUCCUGCUAUGUGACAUAGUUUAAUACAUUUGAAAGAAUAACCUACAGCUUCUGCAGUUUUUGAAUAGGCUUCAAGGGGUGUUACCAAUAUAUAUAUAGAUUGCACUGUUAACAAAUAUUCAGAUCCCUGUAAAUCUAAGUAACUAUUUCCUAGUUUCUUAUCCUAAGACUUAUUUUCUUUUUUUAAUGGGACCAAGGUAUGUAUUCCUGCACAAUAGCUACUCCCUGAGGAAUCCUCUCCAAUGUAAGUUAUAAAAUGUUUUUUAAAAAACAAAAAUACCAAUAAGCUGGGAUCAGGAAAUGUAACCUGAAAUACUAGCCUCACAUCUUCUACUAUAUACCGCUUUUCAACAAAAGUUUCAAAAACAGUUUACAUAGAUAUAAAUAAAAUGGCUCCCUGUCCUCAACUGGAUCAAAACCUUGAAAAGAAACAUUAGACACCAGCAACAGCCACUGGAGGGAUGCUGUGCUGGGGGGUGGAUAGGGCCAGUUGCUCUCCCCCUGCUAAAUAAAGAGAAUCGCCACUUUGAAAAGGUGCCUCUUUUGUUUAGUUAGCAGGGUUACAUCUAUCCUUCUCCCUAAUAAUUCCUCUUUGCUCAAAGAUGACUAGAACUGCUUUGUAAUGUUAGUAAAACCAAGACUGGGAGAAAUCGUGGGAGCGAAAUCAGUUUAUUUGGGCUUGAAGUGGCUGAUGGCUUUUCUCCCAACAGCUUUCUUCUGAAAAAACUGCAGCUUUUAACUCCUGCUAACGGAGCAAAGAGGCCCAUUUUCAAAGUGGUGAUUCUCUUCUAUUGAGCAGGGGGAGAGCCACUUGAAGCCCAAAUAAAUCAAUUUAACUCCCCCAGUUUCUCCCAGUCCUGGUUUUACUAGCAUUGGAAAACAGUUCUAGUCAUCAGUCAUCUUUGAGCAAAAAGGGUAGAUGUAACCUUGCGGAGCUUUAGAAUAAUCAAGGUCAUAUGAAAAUGCCUACUCGACUUGAAGCAGCAGUGGGACCCUGAUUAUUUAUAUAACGUAGACAAGCAGGCUACUGGCUUCUUCUUAGCACCAACAUGCCAGAUCAGGACCAAACAUUGAUGCGGAGAAGCAAUUUUGGCACCGUCAGCUACAGAUUCCUUCCCCUGGGCAUUCUCUAAAGUCUCUUCACUUAAGUAUCUUCUUGAAGCAGAUGCUAUUUUUUUAAUUCAACCUGCCUUUUAGGGGUACAUUGGAGCAAAGAUGAAGUGCUGUGGGUUGCUUGUUGUAAUUAAGGGCUGCAUUAACUGCUACCCAGGGUAUAACUCAAUCAACUAAAUGGCGAGGGUUGGGACAGCAGGAAUUUGGACUCCAUUGUAAGAGAGAAUGCCUGGACCAUAUUUAAUUCUCUCUAUGGAAACCCUCUGGCUCUCUUGAUGUCAACACAACCAGGAAUGCUGGAUGCUAAAAGCUUGCUGAUAAAAUCAUUAAAGAGAAGAGCUGGUCUUGUGGUAGCAACAUGACUUGUCCCCUUAGCUAAGCAGGGUCUGCCCUGGUUGCAUAUGAAAGGGAGACUAGAAGUGUGAGCACUGGAAGAGAUUCCCCCUCAGGGGAUGGAGCUGCUCUGGAAAGAGCAUCUAGGUUCCAAGUUCCCUCCCUGGCAUCUCCAAGAUAGGGCUGAGAGAGAUUCCUGCCUGCAAUCUUGGAGAAGCCGCUGCCAGUCUGUGAAGACAAUACUGAGCUAGAUAGACCAAUGGACUGACUCAGUAUAUGGCAGCUUCCUAUGUUCCAGUCUAGUGGUGCUGCCAGAGCUCUGUAAAGCUGCUAGUUUUUAUAACACUGACAAGUGUCUGAGGCUUGUAUUUUAGCCCCCAUUCCUUUCUACUAUGCAGCCCACUUUUAUCAGGUGUUUAAAUAUGAUGCAUUUAUCAUUUGAGUUACCUUUAAAAAAAAAAAGACAGAACUGAAGGAGAAAUAGGCAGGUAUCUUUCCAGGGAGGCUUCAGUGUGGAAAAAAGAGAAAUAAAAAGUGAGGGGUAAUGAUAUCUGGGAUUUUGUGUUUUAUUGUUGAACAUGGUUGUUAACAGAGCACUCACUAUGUGAGGUGCAGGACACGGACCACCCCCUACUCCAAUGGGCUUUGAGGUGACCAAUUUCGGAAGGCAAAAUGAACUUCUCCCAAGAGGGAGCCUUGAUGUCACUGUUGAAAAAAGCCCCAUUCCCAGUAUCUCCCCCAACCCCCAAGCUUUACCAGGAUAUAAGUUGAACACUCAAAGUAGUUUCUCUUAAACUGUACAUGAUAAACACUAGGAUUUGGGUUUGUUUUUUUUUAACCUCUCAGAUCAUGGGGACUUUCAAUCAUGUAACUACCCCCUCUGUAACUUGAAGCAGUACCAAGUAUUUCACUACAGGUUCUACAGCCAGCUUCGUUGAUGCUGGGGUGAGUCAUGUUUUUUUGCAGGAAACUGAAUAUUCAGCCAAAGCUGCAUUCCAGCUUACCCACACAGUUGCGACACACAAGGCAGGCCGUACAAAACCCCGAUACAGUUUGUGAUUUUCUCUCUCUGCACUCUUCAUUUGAAAUAACAUUUUGGGCUCAUGUGCACAAGAGAAUAAAAAAUUCUAUUGAUGGA